AUGGUGAAGCUUCGCAAUCUUGUUCUUUUCUUCAUCUUCCUCACCGUUGCUGCUCCUAUCUUUCUCUACACCGAUCCUACCGCCUCCUUCAAGACCCCAUUUUCUAAACGCGAUUUCCUCGAGGACGUUACCGCUUUGACUUUCAAUUCCGACGAGAAUCGUCGUUUAAAUCUGCUUCCUCGGGAAUCACCGGAAGUGGUUAGAGGAGGAGUCGUGGGUGUAGUCUAUUCCAAACAGAUUCCGGAUUCGUCGUCUCUUGAUGCUCACAAGAUUUCAGAACCGAGAGACCAAUUGACUGCUCGAGUUCUUUCGACUACCGAAGAUGAUGAUAAUCAGUCUCGAACUGACAAUCCCAUCGAACAAGUCACUGAUGCAGCCUCACAGAUGUAUAGGCCAAAUGAUGAUAUGCAAGAACAAGACCCUCGACACAGUCACAUUCAAGCUUCCAUUGACAACUCCCAGAAUAAGAAAAGGAUGCAUGUUCAGUUGACCCAGCGAACCUCCAGAACGGCUGAUGAGCGACAAGAGCCUAAAGCUUUUGGAGUUGAGAAAGAGAGAGGAAAUGUGUUGAUGCCUGAUGCUCAGGUGAGGCAUCUUAAAGAUCAGCUGAUUAGAGCAAAGGUCUAUCUUUCACUUCCUGCUGCAAAGGCUAAUGCACAUUUUGUGAGAGAGCUUCGACUCCGUAUUAAAGAAGUUCAACGGGUGCUUGGAGAUGCCUCCAAGGAUUCAGAUCUGCCAAAGACUGCUAUGGAAAGACUGAAAGCAAUGGAGCAAACGUUAGCCAAAGGUAAGCAGAUCCAAGAUGACUGUUCCACAGUAGUGAAGAAGCUACGGGCAAUGCUCCACUCAGCAGAGGAGCAGCUACGGGUCCAUAAGAAGCAAACCAUGUUCUUGACACAAUUGACUGCUAAGACGAUUCCAAAGGGCCUUCACUGCCUCCCUCUACGCCUCACUACCGAUUAUUAUGCUUUAAAUUCGUCUGAACAACAAUUCCCAAAUCCAGAGAAACUAGAAGAUAAUGAGCUGUAUCACUAUGCCCUCUUCUCUGACAAUGUUUUGGCUACAUCUGUUGUUGUUAAUUCUACCAUAACCAAUGCAAAGCAUCCCUCAAAGCAUGUGUUCCACAUUGUCACGGACAGACUCAACUAUGCGGCAAUGAGGAUGUGGUUCCUAGACAACCCACCAGGGAAAGCCACCAUCCAGGUUCAGAAUGUUGAAGAAUUUACAUGGCUGAAUUCAAGCUACAGUCCUGUUCUGAAACAGCUUAGUUCUCGGUCGAUGAUAGACUAUUACUUCAGGGCCCACCGCACAAAUUCAGAUACGAACUUGAAGUUCCGGAAUCCAAAAUACUUAUCGAUACUUAAUCAUCUUCGUUUUUACUUGCCUGAGAUCUUCCCGAAGCUCAGCAAAGUGCUCUUCUUGGAUGAUGAUAUAGUUGUGCAGAAGGACCUUUCUGGUCUUUGGUCAGUUGAUCUGAAGGGUAAUGUCAACGGUGCUGUAGAGACCUGUGGGGAAAGCUUUCAUCGCUUUGACCGUUACCUGAACUUCUCAAAUCCACUCAUCUCCAAGAAUUUUGACCCUCGAGCCUGUGGUUGGGCAUAUGGUAUGAAUGUUUUUGAUCUGGACGAAUGGAAGAGGCAAAACAUCACAGAGGUUUAUCAUCGAUGGCAGGAUCUGAAUCAAGACCGAGAAUUGUGGAAGCUAGGGACGCUGCCGCCUGGUCUCAUCACAUUUUGGAAACGAACAUACCCGAUAGACCGGAAAUGGCACACGCUAGGCCUUGGAUACAACCCGAGUGUGAACCAGAGGGAUAUCGAGAGGGCAGCAGUCAUACACUACAAUGGCAACCUGAAACCAUGGCUAGAGAUUGGGCUUCCAAGAUACCGAGGCUUCUGGUCAAAGCACGUAGACUAUGGGCAUGUUUAUCUCAGAGAAUGCAACAUCAAUCCUUAG
Arabis nemorensis is the source of this 1953-nucleotide messenger RNA. The record is from the annotation of a GenBank genome assembly. NCBI's taxonomy places the organism in Eukaryota, Viridiplantae, Streptophyta, Magnoliopsida, Brassicales, Brassicaceae.